Protomyces lactucae-debilis is the source of this 421-nucleotide messenger RNA. RefSeq lists its product as uncharacterized. NCBI's taxonomy places the organism in Eukaryota, Fungi, Ascomycota, Taphrinomycetes, Taphrinales, Protomycetaceae. The record is from RefSeq and is a predicted model, not a curated record. The annotation marks the transcript as partial. The transcript has a single exon.
AUGUCUGGAAGGGUGGGAACAUCGUCAGCCUCCAUACGAGUCUCAAUCCAGUUCCCGCCAGCUGAGGCAUAUGAAGACACCGACACGCUCGUCUUGAGUGUCGGCGCUCACUUCAUUGAUGUUCGCUUCAAAGCCGUCUCAUCUGAUCAUACGGGCACUGAAAGAGAACUUGAUUGGGCCUUCAUGGGCCAAAAGACUCAGCUAGACGAGCAGACAUUUGCAUGGAGUCACGAUUUAGACUCCAGAGGAUUCGAAGGCAUUGAUCAAGGAUAUUGCACACCUCUCCCACACGGAAAUGAGCUAGAGCAAGGCAUGAUGGUCAAUCCGACAGAUCCUGGCGGGCCUCCUGUACCUUAUAAGGAGGUUUGGCGCUCAUUACCUAUUGAGCCUAUGCCUGAAAUUGGUUCAUUCAUUGCUCGCA